AUGUCUCCAACUAAAUCUUUCCGUGAGAUCAUUGGGGUUCCUCCCUCCUCAGCCUCACCUCAAAACUCAACCCUUAUCAUCAUCGACGCACAGAAUGAAUACGCCACUGGAGCUCUGAAAACCGAAAACGUCGCUGAGACCCGCAAGUCCAUUGCCAGACUUCUCGAGAAAUACCGCAAAAGCGGUGACGGCAAAAAUAUCGUGCACGUUGUUCACGAGGUUCCAGAAGGCGCGCCCGUCUUCACACCGAACACCGCCUUAGCGCAAGAGUUCGAAGAGCUCACCCCCAAUGCGAACGAGAAAGUCGUGACCAAGAACUUUCCCAGCUCGUUCGCAAAGACCGAUUUGCACGAGUACUUGCAAGGCCUAGGCGACGCCGGAAAGAAACUUGUGUUGGUUGGCUACAUGGCGCAUGUGUGUGUGUCAACCACAGCUCGAGCAGCUGCUGAACUUGGAUAUGAUCCAGUCAUCGUCAGGGAGGCCGUUGGCGAUAGGGAUAUACCCGGGGUCAACGCUAAGACUUUGGUCUCCGUUGUUUUGAGUGAGUUGGCUGAUGGCUUUGGCACAGUGGUCUCUGAGCAGGAAAUUGGUGCCUAA
This is a messenger RNA of Penicillium soppii, 597 nucleotides long. RefSeq names its product putative isochorismatase family hydrolase. Bases 1 to 597 code for a protein of 198 amino acids. The record is from RefSeq and is a predicted model, not a curated record. NCBI's taxonomy places the organism in Eukaryota, Fungi, Ascomycota, Eurotiomycetes, Eurotiales, Aspergillaceae. The transcript has a single exon.